AAGCAGCACGCGAGACAAGACGUGCAGGAGCUGGCGGCAAAUGCUUUGCUCUCAAUGGCAGGCGGUGAGGGCGAGACGUCUCCUACAGGGCGCUGGAAGGAUGUAGCAGCGUCAAGGAGGAGCGCGCUAGAGGCCAAGUACAAGGAGAUGUGGGAGGCGGGGGCUGUGGAAGCUUUGAUACAGCAGAUGGAGCGAUGGCAAGAUAGUGUCCACUUGCAAGAGGUAGGCUGUCAGGUGCUGUUGGUGAGCUCGAGACUAGCGGAGAACCAGGUCAACAUCGUCCAAGCAGGAGCCUUCAAAGUCGUCCUCGCCUCCAUGCGCGCGCACAAGACCGCCAACUUGCUCCAGGAGAAGGCGUGCGAGGUGCUGGGGAACUUUGCUCAAGAGGAGGAGAACCAAGUCAAGGUGAUGGAGGCUGGAGGCGUCGACGAGAUUCUUGCGGCGAUGCUGAGCCAUGAGGAGAGCGCGGGCGUGCAGGCGAGCGCGUGCAGGGCCCUGCGCAAGAUGCUGCGCAUGGACAAGGUCCGGGGGUUCAUGGCGGAAGGGGAUCGAGUGGAGGUCGUGCUAAGAGCUAUGGAGCGCCAUGCAGGGAUCGCCGGCGUGCAGGCUGAGGGAUGCGGAGCCCUCAAGAACGCGGUCCUCGCUAAGGCCGAAGACAAGCGCAUGACCGUCAAGGUCGGUGAGGGCGGAGGCAUCGACCGCAUUAUCGCCGCCAUGCUCGAACAUCAAGACAGCGAGAGGGUGCAGGGCCAGGCCUGCGCAGCCUUGAGAAACUUGUCGAGAGACCAGGCGACGCGAGGGCAGGUGGCCUGGGCUGGCGGCGUCGACGUGAUCAUGAGGAGCAUGAAGCGGCAUGAAGGAAGCGAGUACGUUGAGAAGCGAGCGUGCGGGGCUCUCUCCAACAUCAUUGGCAGCGACGCGCAACUCGCAGCUCAUAUCGCCGAGGCCGGAGGAGGCCGCGUGCUCAUCGACGCCAUUCGUCGUCACAUCGGGAGCGCCGACGUGGUGGCUCAAGCUUGCGGUGCCCUGGGGAACCUUGCGCUCAGCAACGAGACCAAAGUGAAGAUCAGCCAAGCCGGAGGCGUUGAGGCCGUUGCUGCUGCCAUGCACCGUCACGAGGACCAGGCGCGAGUGCAGGAGAAAGCCAUCAUGUGCUUGGGCAACUUGAGCGUCUGUGAAGAGCUGCAAGUGAAGAUCGUUCAGGCUCGAGGCAUCGAAGCCAUCGUCACCGCCAUGCGCCGGCAUGCAGACAACAUGGCGGUGCAGCGGGUGGCGAGCUGGUCAUUGUACACCAUGAUAGUUCGAAAGAGCAAGUCGAUGUGGGGCGGAACGAAGAAGAGCGUCAACCUGCAGUACAAGGACAGACUGCUCGGGGCAGGAGGGCGUCAGGCCGUCAAGCAGGCAGCAGAUCGGUUUGACCGUGGGAGCGAUGAGACAUGGAAGGCUCGCAAGCUGCUGCACUUGAUCUGAGCAGCCUCACUCACUCAUACCUUUGAGUAAAGCAUGCCAGGGAGUCACAGAGUCAGUGUUAGCCUACCGUACGACACCGCCGGCGUACCGUGUGUAGGGCCGGCCCGGGCCCCGCCGGUGCCCGGAGACGGUGGCGCGUUGACGAAAGAUUAUCCAAGUUCCGUUCCCAAGCAUCUCCUGUGGGGGUUCGCGGUGUUCUCUGCCCUUCCCCGUGACAGAGCAGGGAGGAUGGGCGUUGUGUUGACAGAGAUGAUAGAUCUUUGCUACUUCGUGUAGUACCUGCAGCACUGUCCGUCAUCCGGGACACACUGACUGUCCGACAACUUGUCCCCACGGGCAUUUGUGACUCUCGGAGGCUUCAAGCUUGUUCAGGGUUCAACGGGUCACGGUUGCCAGCCAGGCUGACAGGCGUGAGCCGCGACUGACCCCGGGCCCAGUGAGCCGGGCCGCCCGACCUCGGGAGCCUGGCACCGGGAGCCGGAGUCCGAGAGCCUCGACUGGCCCACGCCACGUAGAACUUGCCAUCAAUCUUGAGAGAAAAGAAGCAUUUACUGAGGGAUGAACAGUGACUGCAUCGGCUGCUGACAUCAUUCGUCGCACGGGUCCUCCUCCAGCAUUUGCGCGGCCUGACGCCUGCGUUGAGUUGCGGAGUCGAAACUCUUCUGCUAGAAGGGUCUGUUCUCUCCUCCUGUUGUAUGCCACGCUGAUCUAGCAUCGCUAGUAAACUCGACGUCACUAC
Guillardia theta CCMP2712 is the source of this 2209-nucleotide messenger RNA. RefSeq lists its product as hypothetical. Gene Ontology annotation, molecular function: protein binding. NCBI's taxonomy places the organism in Eukaryota, Cryptophyceae, Pyrenomonadales, Geminigeraceae. The coding region runs from base 55 to 1470 and encodes 471 amino acids. The transcript is spliced from 2 exons. The record is from RefSeq and is a predicted model, not a curated record.